Molecule: messenger RNA, 699 nt
Organism: Cotesia congregata
Lineage: Eukaryota; Metazoa; Arthropoda; Insecta; Hymenoptera; Braconidae
Source: the annotation of a GenBank genome assembly
AUGAAUCCAUGGUCCUCACGCAGGUAUUUUCGCGUGACACCUCUCCGAGCUUUGUGUGCUUUCCUGGUGAUCAGUGCGCUUUUUUGGUAUAAUCUCGGUCGAGAAAGCUUGCCACCGCCUCCAUGCAGCGUUCCUGAAGAAUUUACCGAGAGAUUACACGAGUUGGUCUACAGAGUUCACCUGGUGUUGGCGAAACUUGGGAUCGUUAAUUUUCUUUGCUUUGGAGCUCUGUGGGGUCAAGUGAGAAUAGGACGAGCUUUGCCUUGGGCUCGUAAAAUAGAACUUUGCAUGGUUGAUACGAUGCGAGAUGAUGUACUGAUCACAAAAGCCUUCCGCGAUGCUGGACUAAGUGCUACUUAUAUGUACACCUCUGGUCUUUAUCGAGUUCAGGAGCAUGAGGUUGGAGAAGCUUCUGCUAGGGUUGAAAUAAUUGUCUUUGAACAGGAUACUGUCACCCAAAUGAUGAGAAGAGUAGGCUGGACAAGAAGAGUAUUACCGCCAGACUGUGAAUUAUCACCGAGUCUCCAAUGCUUUCCACCGCAAUUGGUAAUACCACCUUUGCCGGCAAAACAGUUCGGCGGGAGACUUAUUCCUGUGCCAAGAGAGGGCAUCGAGCUACAAAAAUAUCACUAUCCAAAUAAUUGGUGGCUCGAAAUAAAACCAACCGAUUGCAUCGAGCUCAAUCAACUUGCAACAUAA